AUGAGGCCGUUCCGCUCUGAAAGCUGUUACUGCUUCGUCCACCAGAUCCAGUGCAAGAGCAACGACAGUUCCUUUUUAGGCGAUUUGGCUGCGUUUGGUUACGCAACGGGAGCCGUGACGGCACCAACCAUGUCCCAGCCGUUUGCAGCUCAACUUUCAUCGGUCUACCAAAAUGCACCAACGAAUGGUGUUCAAGUUGUUGCUGCAAAAGCUGCUUCUCCAGUCGGUACUGCGCUAUCAUCAGGUACUGCUGGAUUCGGUGGAGGAGGAGCUAUGGAUCCGUAUCAGCAAGCUAUGCAGCACUAUACUCUAAAUGCCUUGGCAUCCCAUAUGAAUGCAAGCGCACAAGUCUCCGUGUCAGGAGCAGGUAGUGGUGAUGUGAAGGGACCCGAAGGAUCCAACCUCUUCAUAUAUCAUUUACCUCAGGAUUUCGGAGACUCUGAUUUACAAACAACCUUUUCACCUUUUGGCACAGUGUUGUCAGCGAAGGUUUUCAUCGAUAAAGUCACGAACCUCUCCAAAUGUUUUGGUUUUGUCUCGUAUGAUAAUGCAGUAUCUGCACAAAAUGCCAUUGCUGCGAUGAACGGGUUCCAAAUUGGAUCGAAGCGAUUGAAAGUGCAACUGAAGAAUGAAAGAAGUCAUCCCUAUCCGAAAGCAGCUGUAUAA
Molecule: messenger RNA, 666 nt
Organism: Cooperia oncophora
Lineage: Eukaryota; Metazoa; Nematoda; Chromadorea; Rhabditida; Trichostrongylidae
Source: the annotation of a GenBank genome assembly